This is a messenger RNA of Cynocephalus volans (Philippine flying lemur), 4692 nucleotides long. RefSeq names its product KLF transcription factor 9 (gene KLF9). Gene Ontology annotation, biological process: regulation of transcription by RNA polymerase II. Lineage: Eukaryota; Metazoa; Chordata; Mammalia; Dermoptera; Cynocephalidae. The coding region runs from base 813 to 1547 and encodes 244 amino acids. The record is from RefSeq and is a predicted model, not a curated record. The transcript has 2 exons. Gene Ontology annotation, molecular function: RNA polymerase II cis-regulatory region sequence-specific DNA binding; DNA-binding transcription factor activity, RNA polymerase II-specific.
CCUUUUAAAUGUCAGCGUUCGGGGCUGGAGGGGUAGCACGAGGCAUCGGGACGGCGCGGUCGGAUUGGCCGCGCGCCUCGGCUCUAGACGCACCUCUCCACGGAAGAGGCCGCUGUGACUGGCAGGGGGAGAAAGUAAACAGAGUUGAGUCACCCUCCCCGCUGGCCAAUGGCAGGGCUUUGGGUUGUGACGUGAUGGGAUUCUGCGAAACUGUUACCGAGCGAGAGAAUGCCGGAGCGGGGCGCGCCGGCGGGCGCAGGGGCUCGGGCGCCGUGCGCGGACUGGGGGAGGAGUGUCUCUUAGAGCCGGCGCCGCGUCCGGCCCGUGCCACCCGCGCCCGAGCGGUCGGGUGACUGUCCUGGGGCUUUGGCUCGACGGCGAGGCGGCCGAGGGCGUGUGCGUCUCUUGCAGUUUCCUCUCCCAGCGCCUCGGGGGCGUUUGCAGUCGAAUAAACUUGCGACCGCCACGUGUGGCAUCUUUCCAAGGGAGCCGGCUCGGAGGGGCCGGCGCGCCCGUCGGGGGGAUCGCGCCCGGCGCGGGGCACGGGCGGCGGCGAGCGGCGGCGGCGGCGCGGCGGAGCCCGGGGCCGUGGAUGCUGCGUGCGGAGGCGCUGCCGGUUACGUAAAGAUGAGGGGCUGAGGUGGCCUCGGCGCUCCUGCGAGUCGGAAGCGCCCCGCGCCCCCGCCCCCUUGGCCGCCGCGCCGAGCCGCGCGCCGCGCUCGCUCGUCGUCCGAGGCCAGGGCAGGGCCAGCCGAGCCUCCGCAGCCACCGCCGACUUCGGCCGCGCCGCCGGGGCUGCUGUCGCCCGCACCAUGUCCGCGGCCGCCUACAUGGACUUCGUGGCUGCCCAGUGUCUGGUUUCCAUCUCGAACCGCGCUGCGGUGCCGGAGCAUGGGGGCGCUCCGGACGCCGAGCGGCUGCGACUCCCUGAGCGCGAGGUGACCAAGGAGCACGGUGACCCGGGGGACACCUGGAAGGAUUACUGCACGCUGGUCACCAUCGCCAAGAGCUUAUUGGACCUGAACAAGUACCGACCCAUCCAGACCCCCUCGGUGUGCAGCGACAGUCUGGAGAGUCCGGACGAGGAUAUGGGAUCCGACAGCGACGUGACCACCGAAUCUGGGUCGAGUCCUUCCCACAGCCCGGAGGAGAGACAGGAUCCUGGCAGCGCGCCCAGCCCGCUUUCCCUCCUCCACCCUGGAGUGGCUGCGAAGGGGAAACACGCCUCCGAAAAGAGGCACAAGUGCCCCUACAGUGGCUGUGGGAAAGUCUAUGGAAAAUCCUCCCAUCUCAAAGCCCAUUACAGAGUGCAUACAGGCGAGCGGCCCUUUCCCUGCACGUGGCCAGACUGCCUUAAAAAGUUCUCCCGCUCGGAUGAGCUGACCCGCCACUACCGGACCCACACCGGGGAAAAGCAGUUCCGCUGUCCGCUGUGCGAGAAGCGCUUCAUGAGGAGCGACCACCUCACCAAGCACGCCCGGCGUCACACCGAGUUCCACCCCAGCAUGAUCAAGCGGUCGAAAAAGGUGCUGGCCAACCCCUUGUGAGGUGCUACCCGCCGGAGCCAGGGAGGGAUGGACCCCGAAAGGACAAAACUACUCCCAGCAAACAGACACACAGAAACGAAGCCCCAGAAGAGGCCCAGUGACCGCACAGGAAGCCACUGCUCUUUGGCCAAUAUUCUGAUCUCCCUCUCCCUGCAUUGUUUUUAAAAAGCACAUUGUAGCCUAAGAUCAAAGUCGACACUUGGUCCCCUUGCAGAGGCAACCCUGAACCAACCCGUCUCUGACUGUUGGAGGGAGGCAAAUGCUUUUGGGUUUUUUUCUCCUUUAUAUUUGGGGGGUGGGGGGGAGGGGGUAAGGCCAAGACUGGGGUAGAAUUUUAAAGAUUCAACACUGGUGUACAUAUGUCUGACUGGGUGAGUUGACCUCUGGCCUCACGCAGUGAUUCUGGGCCCUUGAUGCUUGCUGUCUCUCAGAAUUGUUUUCUUACCUUUUAAUGUAAUGAUGAGUGUGCUUCAGUUUGUUUAGCACAACCACUCUCGAGUCACGUUAACUUUUGAGAUUAAAACAAUGCCAUAGCACAGCUGUCUUUUUGCAAGCAAGAGCACAUCUACGCCAGCAUGAUCUGUCAUCUAAAGACUUGAAAACAAAAAAGUCACUUGUAGUCAAUGGGUAAGCAGAGUCUGAAUUUCUACUAAUCAAAACAAACCUUUGAAAGGUUACACUCAGUACAGAACUUUUAAACCUUGCUUUGUAUGAAUUGUACUUUUUGAACAUAAGCUGCACUUUUAUUUUCUAACGCAGAGGAUGAAUAAGUUAAAUACAUGCUUUGAGGUUAGAAGCAGACAUUCUGUUUGGCACCACCUUAUAAUCUGCUUAUUUUACAGUAUACACGUUUCCCUAAGAAAUCAUGACAGAGAUGUGAGGGCACCAUAUACAUGAGAGAUGCCAAAGGAGGAGGAGGGCAGUGUUUUAAAAAAUAAAAAGAGAACAAACAGAAUUUUAACUCUAUUAACUUUUCCAAAUUUUCCUAUGCUUUUCGUUAGCUUCAUCUUAUUGUACCAUGAUGCCACUUAGAGAGAGGGCUUUUGGCUCUUAGAGAGAGGGUUUUAUUUGAAUGGGUGCAUGACAGGAACUAGAUCUAGAAGCGCCCAUUUUGGGGGGGAAAUGUUUGUUUGUCUUCUUCCCAUGUUCUUACAAAACUUCCACUAUCAGGUGCAAGAGUUAUGUAAAGGAAAGGGAGCUGAAAUAUGAAAAGAAAAACAGACCCCUAUGCGUAGUGAGUACCAAGGGAAAAUACCACGAUGAUUCAGAGGAGAUUCUGCAAAAUAGUCCCUUUUUGAGGACAUAGGCAAAUGGAAUACAUACGAAUGAAAUCACGUCAUAUAUCUUUGACAUGUAUCUUUUAACCUCACCACUAUAUCUUGUAUCUAGGUGUCUACAAUGGCUGAAACCACUACAUCCGUAAUACGCCAUUUACCUGAAAACUCAAUUUUGGCCUUUAUGUAGCCAGAAAAAUGAACUGAGUUUUCAUAGUUAAGAAAAAAAACCUCAAAUGAGGGGAGUCAGCAGUGAUCAUGGGGUAUAUGUUUACAUUUUUUUUUCUUCAGAAGUAACGCUUUCUGAUGAUUUUAUCUGAUAUUUAAAACAGGGAGCUAUGGUGCACUCUAGUUUAUACGUGUGCUCUAAGAUGUGUUGUGUAAACAGAGGGUGCCUACCGAUUUCACCUGACACAUGCUCGUUUCCCAUCCAGAAUCAGUGUGGGCUCCUGCAGCAGGCACGGGUCACGGCUGACUCCGACUCCCAAUACGACAGCCAUCACUAGCACGGUGUUUUUUUGUUUAACCAACGUAGUUGUAUUAGUAGUUCUAUAAAGAGAACUGCUUUUAACAUUAGGGACUGGGAGCAGUCCAUGGGAUAAAAAGGAAAGUGUUUUCUCAUGAGAAAACAUGUCAGGAAAAAUAAAGAACACUUUCUACCUCUGUUUCAGAUUUUUGAAACACUUAUUUUAAACCAAAUUUUAAUUUCUGUGUCCAAAAUACGUUUUAAGGACAUCUGUUCUUCCAUACGAAAUAGGUUGGGCUGCCUAUUUCUGACUGAGCUCAUGGGACGGUUCUGUUUAUGAAACUCUGCACGCUGCCUUUUAGUGUGUGAGGAGUUUGGGGUUGCCUAGCAACUUGCCUACUUGGAAAAACUCAUCUUUCCCUCACAGAGAGAAACGAAGGAAAACAAAGCAAAAUCAGUGAAAGACAAUCUUUAUAGUGUCAGGAGUAAAUCUAUAUGUGGCUUUUGUCGAGCACUUAGAUGGAUAUAAAUGCAGCAACUUGUUUAAAAAAAUUGCACAAUUUACUUCCCCCAAAAGUUGCUACUUGCCUUUUCAAGUUGUUGACAAACACACAUUUGAUAUUCUCUUAUAUGUUACAGUACAGUAAUAUAUAAACUCAAGGCUUUUUAUUCUUUGUGAUAAAUCCUGUUUUAAAACAUCACGAAACAGGAACCAGCAUUCUAAUUAGAUUUACUAUGUCAAGAUAUGGUUCAAAUAGGACUACUAGAGUUCAUUGAACACUAAAACUAUGAAACGAUUACUUUUUAUAUUAAAAAGACCAUGGAUUUAACUUAUGAAAAUCCAAAUGCAGGAUAGUAAUUUUUGUUUACUUUUUUAACCAAACUGAAUUUUUGAAAGACUAUUGCAGGUGUUUAAAAAGAAAGAAAAGUUGUUUUAUCUAAUAUUGUAAGUAGUUGUCAUAUUCUGGAAAAUUUAAUAGUUUUAGAGUUAAGAUAUCUCCUCUCCUUGGUUAGGGAAGAAGAAAGCCCUUCACCAUUGUGGAAUGAUGCCCUGGCUUUAAGGUCUAGCUCUACAUCAUGCUUCUUUUGAGAAUUAUAUUUGGUAGUUAUAAUUACAGAAACUGAUUAGUCAGUUUGCAGGUAGAUUUAGCACAGUACUCAUCACUCUGGAUAGAUUGAGAUGUUCUUUCACAACAGACGAAUGAUCUGUAACACUGUAAGAUACUGAUCUUUACAACUGUUUAAUCAGUUUUAUUUUUGUACAGUAUUAGUGACCUAAGUUAUUUUGCUGUCCCGUUUUUGUAAAUCAAAUGAAAUUAUAAAAGAGGAUUCUGACAGUAGGUAUUUUGUACAUAUGUAUAUAUGUUGUCCAAAUAAAAAUAAUAAAUAAUAAAGAUUGGAUUGU